Molecule: messenger RNA, 1229 nt
Organism: Stegodyphus dumicola
Lineage: Eukaryota; Metazoa; Arthropoda; Arachnida; Araneae; Eresidae
Gene: Syx7
Product: syntaxin 7
Biological process (GO): vesicle fusion; intracellular protein transport; vesicle-mediated transport
Cellular component (GO): synaptic vesicle; endomembrane system; membrane
Molecular function (GO): SNARE binding; SNAP receptor activity
Source: RefSeq, a predicted model, not a curated record
UUACAAAAUCGCAAUGCCUGGCAACGGCUUUUAACCGAUUGUCAUAAUAAUACGACAGAGAGUAUAAAGUAUUGUUAGAAAUUUGUAUUAAAUUUUGAGAGCCAUGGUUUAAUAAAGUAUUGGUAACAUUUACUUUACGAGUACUAGAAUUGUUCCUUAAAGUACUAUUGAUUUGCACAAAAGGCAACUGUGUUGUUACCAUGGCUGGCUCCUACUCAAAUGGAUAUCAGUAUUCUUCUUACAGUGGCCCUGAAUCUAUACCAGGUGGUCAAAAUGAAUUUUCCAGGUUGUCAGAAGUUAUAAGUACCAAUAUUCAAAAAGUGUCACAAAAUGUUGCUUCCAUGCAAAAGAUGGUGAAUCAGCUGGGAACACCUCAAGAUUGUGAAAGUUUGAGAUCUCAGUUGCAUCAAGUUCAAAAUUAUACAAAUCAAUUGGUAAAAGACACAAAUAACCACCUGAAAGAUCUUUCUCUCUUACCAAAUCCUGCCAGUGUUUCUGACCAAAAACAAAGAAAGAUUUUGAGAGAAAGGUUAACUAGUCAAUUUUCUGAUGCAUUAAAGAAUUUUCAAGGGGCUCAAAGAAAUGCAGCUCAGAAGGAAAGAGAAAGUGUUAUGCGGGCUAGAGCCCAUUCUGGUCUCAAAGGGAAUCCUUUUGGUGAUGAUCCACCAGCAAGCGGGCAAAAUUUGAUAGAUCUUGCAAGUCCUUCUCAGAGCCAGAUGAUGACAUCAUUACAAAUGGAAGAAGAAGUAAAUUUGGAACUACUUAGAGAGAGAGAAGCAGCAGUCCGUAAAUUAGAGGCUGAUAUUGUUGAUGUGAACCACAUCUUCACAGACUUGGCUACAUUGGUACAUGAGCAAGGAGAAGUCGUGGAUAGUAUUGAAGCAAAUGUGGAACAAGCUCAGAUUCAGGUGUCAGAAGGUACUCAGCAGUUAGCAAAAGCCAGGCGCCAUCAGGCUGCAGCAAGACGUAAAGCUUGCUUCUUAGUUAUUGUAUUCGUUUUAGUUGCAGCAGUCAUUGGUUUGAUAAUAUGGCUUUCCAAAUGAAGGUGAACUUGAUUUCCAUGGAUGGGAGCAUUUUGUUUAUUUAGUAUUGCUAUUGCUAAUUUUAUUGUAACAUUUUUAUUCGUUCUCUGAAUAAGAAGCUGAUUUAAUAAAUGUUAAGGGUCUGACCCAAAAUGUGAAUACAUUCCAAUGUGUACAGAAAUUAAGCUGAAAAAUGUGAAAAAAGUA